Messenger RNA from Eremothecium gossypii ATCC 10895, 651 nucleotides. RefSeq names its product AFL013Cp. The record is from RefSeq and is marked provisional. Bases 1 to 651 code for a protein of 216 amino acids. The transcript has a single exon. Lineage: Eukaryota; Fungi; Ascomycota; Saccharomycetes; Saccharomycetales; Saccharomycetaceae.
AUGCGCGGCCGCAACCCCAUCUCCCCCGACAACCAGCGGCUCCUGAACAAAAUCGUGCACCAGCUCGCCACCUCGCUGCAGCGGCAGAUGGUCGAGUUCGUGGACAUCCUGCUGGACGGGCUCACCGCCGCGUCCACCAACAAGCGCAACCUCGUCGCCUCGCUCGUGCGCGGCACCGAGAUCCCCAUCUUCGACGAGGACGACCGCAUGGUCUACCGCGACCUCGGCUUCAACGACCUCGUCGGCAUCGUCCACCUGCGAAACCUCGUCCUCGAGCUGCGCGGCCCCGCCAAGCCCGACGCCCCCGACCCCGCCUACGUGCCCCGCGUCCUGCGACAGCUCGACCUCGUGCGCGACUACUUCGUCUACCUGCUGGAGUGCCUCGGCUCCUACCUCGAGCUGCCCACCUGCACAGGCACCUACCGCGCCACGCUCGUGGAGCUGCUGCCCUGCUUCGAGCUUUUCUUCGCCGACAUGCGCUCGUUCAAGCGCAUCGCCGCCCAGCUGCUGCACGAUGCCCGCGAGACCGGCGCGUCCGACAGCUCCACCUUCGCCGUCGAGGACUCGGUGCUGCUGGAGAUCGAGGCGCUGGAACGCCGCAAGCUCCAGUUUCGCGGCCUGGUUGCCGGCCUCGACGUCCGGCCCUGCUGA